Messenger RNA from Cydia amplana, 610 nucleotides. RefSeq lists its product as uncharacterized. The record is from RefSeq and is a predicted model, not a curated record. Lineage: Eukaryota; Metazoa; Arthropoda; Insecta; Lepidoptera; Tortricidae. The transcript is spliced from 3 exons. Bases 14 to 601 code for a protein of 195 amino acids.
UUCGCACGUAAAGAUGUUGUUUCACCUUAUAUUUAUUUGCACUCUGAUAUUCAAUAUCCCAGAUAUUUAUGGGACGGUUUAUACAGUUGAUAAUGCAACCGAUAAAUUUACCGAUUUUAAGCUAAAAUAUAAUAAAGAAUAUAACGACUCGUUUGAUGAACAAAAUCAUUAUUUGGCAUUUAUAAACAACUUGAAUGAUGCUGAGGCAGUGAAUGCUACAUCGCAAGGGAGCAAGACCAUCUAUGUGAUGAAUAAAUAUGCAGAUUUGGACCCGGCGGAAGUUGAGGAACGCUACGCUAUUCACUUAAAGACUUAUGAUGCGGUCAAAGACGGUGACCAUCAGGAGGUAUUAAGAAGUGACCAUGGGAUUGAAAUUAACGACAAUAACCUGUUUAAUUUAAAAGAUUCAGACGGCCUUUUUCAAAAGUAUAUUGAAGAGGAACACAGAACCUUCAAGGACAAGCGCGACGGCUUUAUACAUUUUUACAGGUUUGUUAAAACACUGGCACAGAAAAAUAGAGGCAUUUAUGAAGGCAACGACGCUCCGGACCUGGGGCAUUCUGCGGAUAUAUUGACCGAAAGCAAAGAGUUCUUCUAUUGAGGCUAUUUC